Messenger RNA from Eleginops maclovinus (Patagonian blennie), 2924 nucleotides. Its product is annotated as protein NLRC3-like. NCBI's taxonomy places the organism in Eukaryota, Metazoa, Chordata, Actinopteri, Perciformes, Eleginopidae. Gene Ontology annotation, biological process: intracellular signal transduction. The transcript is spliced from 7 exons. The coding region runs from base 75 to 2909 and encodes 944 amino acids. The record is from RefSeq and is a predicted model, not a curated record.
AGGAUUCUUACUAGUAUUGGGUUGUUUUAACACACUGUAUUGUUGUUUGUUUUUAUUCAAUAACUUUGCUGUGCAUGUCUAAAGCUACAUGUGUAUUUUUAUCUUCCUGUAAUGAACUGUGUAACGUGAUCCAAGUGAGCAGCUGCAGACAGGGAGGGACUUUGAAAGUGAAAGUAAGAAGUCAAACUGCGAGACUCCAUUUUACACCUCGAUGGAGCAGGAGAAAGAGAACACGGGGAACUAGUUCAUCUAUCAGAAUGGAGAACAUGAGAGAAUACAAUGAUGAUGAGGAGGACACAUCUUCAGUCUCCAGCUGUCUGUCUCUGAAGAGUGACCGGUCCACAAUCACACCUCCACUCUUCAGUAAUGAACCUGGACCCUCAGACAGGAAACAGAGAGCAGAUUCUCCAGUCUCCAGCUGUCUGUCUCUGAAGAGUGACGGGUCCAAAAUCACACCUCCACACUUCAGUAAUGAACCUGGACCCUCAGACAGGAAAGGGAAGAGGAAGAGUCCUGUUCCUGUGGAGGAGCAGCUGUCCAGCUGUGCUCUGUGUCAGGACGUCCUGAAGGAUCCAGUCUCUACCAGCUGUGGACACUGGUUCUGCAGACAGUGCAUCACCUCAUACUGGGAGCAGCGAGCUCCAUCAGGAGACUCCUCCUGUCCCCAGUGUGGAAAAAGAUCCAGAACCAGAGCUGGACUGCAGACAGCCAGUCAGACCAGAGCUGUACAGAAUGGUGGUCUGCAGCAGGUUUUAGAGGACCAUAGGAUCAGUCUGAGGAGGAGAUGUGAACGUGUGACUGAAGGAACUGAUGAAAGUGAAACCCUCCUCAACAGGAUCUUCACUGAGCUCUACAUCACACAAGGACGGAGUGAAGAGGUUAAUACCCAACAUGAGGUGAGGCAGCUGGAGACGGCUUUCAAGAAGAAGACCCUCAAUGAAACUCGACUCAAGUGCCAGGAUAUCUUUAAAGCCUUACCUGACCAACAGACACACAUCAGAGUGGUCCUGACCAACGGCGUCGCUGGCGUUGGAAAAACCUUCUCAGUGCAGAAGUUCAUUCUGGACUGGGCCGAGGGUUUGGAGAACCAAGAUGUCAGUCUAGUGAUCCCGCUCUCCUUCAGGGAGCUGAACCUGAUCAAAGCUGAGCAGUACAGUCUUCUCAGGCUGCUCCAUGUUUUCCAUCCAGCCUUACAGAAGGUCACAGCAGAGCAGCUGUCUGUCUGUAAAGUGCUGUUCAUCUUUGACGGCCUGGAUGAAAGCAGACUCUCUCUGGAUUUCAGAAACAGUGAGGUUGUGUCUGAUGUCUCACAGCAGUCCUCAGUCGACGUUCUGCUGACAAACCUCAUCAGGGGGAAGCUGCUUCCCCCGGCUCUCAUCUGGAUCACUUCCCGACCUGCAGCGGCCAAUCAGAUCCCUCCUGAGUGUGUGGACAGGGUGACAGAAGUACGAGGCUUCACUGACGCUCAGAAGGAGGAGUACUUCAGGAGGAGAUCCAGAGAUGAAGAACAGUCCAGCAGAAUCAUCUCUCACAUGAAGAGCUCCAGGAGCCUCCACAUCAUGUGUCUGAUCCCAGUCUUCUGCUGGAUCACUGCUGCAGUUGUGGACCACAUGUUGACUACAGACCAGAGAGGAGAGCUGCCCAAGACCCUCACUGACAUGUACUCACACUUCCUGCUGGUCCUGACAAAGAGGAAGAAGCAGAAGUACCAUGAGGGACAUGAGACGAGCCCACAGCAGCUGACGGAGGCUGACAGGGAGGUUCUUCUGAAGCUGGGGAGGCUGGCGUUUGAACAUCUGGAGAAAGGAGACAUCAUGUUCUAUCAAGAAGACCUGGAGCGCUGUGGUCUUGAUGUCACUGAGGCCUUGGUGCACUCAGGAGUUUGUACAGAGAUCUUCAAAAGAGAGAGCGUGAUCUUCCAGAAAACAGUCUACUGCUUUGUUCAUCUGAGCGUUCAGGAGUUCCUGGCUGCAGUCUACAUGCUGCACUGCUACACCAACAGAGACACAGCGGUACUGAAGGACUUCCUGCAAAGAGACUAUAACGACAGUUAUAGCAGUGAUCAGGAUUACCCAUCCCUGGACGUCUUCCUAAAGAGAGCCAUGGAGAAAUCUUUCAAAAGUAAAAAUGGCCACCUGGACCUGUUUGUCCGCUUUCUCCACGGCCUCUCUCUGGAGUCCAACCAGAGACUCUUAGGAGGCCUGCUGGGUCGCACAGACACCCGUCCAGAAGUCACCCAGAGAGCCAUCAGCAACCUGAAGGAGAUAAGAAGUUCUAACAUUUCUGACAACAGGAGCAUCAACAUCUUCCACUGUCUGACAGAGAUGAACGAUCACUCAGUACAUCAGGAGAUCACAGAGUUCCUGAAGUCAGAGAACAGAUCAAAGAGACUCUCUGUGAAACACCCCUCAGCUCUGGCCUACAGGCUGCAGAUGUCAGAGGAGGUUCUGGAUGAGUUGGACCUGGAGAAGGACAACACAUCAGAGGAGGGACGACAGAGACUGAUUCCAGCUGUGAGGAGCUGCAGAGAGGCUGUAAUUCCUGACUGUGGAUUCCUAGACUGGGAAGUCGUGGCCUCAGCUCUGAAGUCUGGCCCCUCCUCUCUGAGAGAGCUGGAGCUGACGGACAGAGGUCUGGAGGAUUCAGUCGUGGAGGUGCUGAGUUCUGGACUAAAGAGUCCAAACUGCAGACUGGAGACCCUGAGACUGAUGUUCUGCAGUCUGACAGAGAUCAGCUGUGCUUCUCUGAUCUCAGCUCUGAAGUCCAACCCCUCCCAUCUGAGAGAGCUGGAGCUGAGUGAGAACGCUCUGCAGGAUUCAGGAGUGGAGCUGCUGAGAGGUCUUCUGGAGAAUCCACUCUGCAGACUGCAGACUCUCAGGUCAGUUCUCCAUCUCUUACUUCUGUGCUGAGAUGAAUAUGAGAGA